This is a messenger RNA of Suillus subaureus, 384 nucleotides long. RefSeq lists its product as uncharacterized. The transcript has a single exon. The coding region runs from base 1 to 384 and encodes 127 amino acids. NCBI's taxonomy places the organism in Eukaryota, Fungi, Basidiomycota, Agaricomycetes, Boletales, Suillaceae. The record is from RefSeq and is a predicted model, not a curated record.
AUGUCUCCAACUCUGCAGACCUCAUUGCUGAACAGCACAGGCAGCUCAAAGAAAAAGGCCAAGUCUGACAUCAUGCAGCAGGUAGAGCUGGUCCACAAUGGGAUUGAGAGCCUGCAGUCCAGUGCCAUGUUGCACCAUGAGAGCAAGCAUGAACACUUUCUUGCAAAACUUGAUGUGAAGAGCAAGCACCAGUGGGACACAAAGAAAUAUGACUGGCUUCAUGCCACCUGUGAACACAAGGUCAAUCAAGUGGCUCUCAUCCAUCAGUGCCAACAGGAGGAAAGAGACACCAAGAUUCGCCUUCAUGAGGUGGAUAUACAGGUGCAUGAAGUGCAUUCCCUUGUGCUUGACAAGGAGGCUGAAACCCUCUGGCUCAAAAUUUAA